Molecule: messenger RNA, 6644 nt
Organism: Chelonia mydas (Green sea turtle)
Lineage: Eukaryota; Metazoa; Chordata; Testudines; Cheloniidae
Gene: KCNJ6
Product: potassium inwardly rectifying channel subfamily J member 6
Exons: 4
Coding region: 411-1682 (423 amino acids)
Biological process (GO): regulation of monoatomic ion transmembrane transport; potassium ion import across plasma membrane
Cellular component (GO): plasma membrane
Molecular function (GO): G-protein activated inward rectifier potassium channel activity
Source: RefSeq, a predicted model, not a curated record
UUCAUUGAAUCUGCGGAUUUCAUGACGUUUCCCUGCGUGGUCCAACACUUUUCUCUCUGCCUGUGCUUUUUUAUUCCGCCCGGGUCUUCCCCACCCCACCCCCUGCUGUCUGAUCUCCUCCAGGUCUCAUUUAACUCUGUCCUAGCAACACAGAGAGAAUUGGACUUGAAUACUGCACCUGGCUGUGUAUGUGGGGAAGCCAAGCUGGAUCAAGAGGUGGGCGAGCAGAGGGGAGGAUGGAGGCGCGAGAGAGCAGCUUAGGGUCGAGAUAAAACUGAGCAUCAUCAUCUUAUUGUUUAAUCCAUCAUUGAGUGAACCAUCAGCCAGCAACAUCCUGCUCCAUUCCAAAAAGAAAAUCAUGAUCGAAUGAAAACAACGUGCCCCAAACAGGAGAAGCACAAAAGAGAAAGAUGGCCAAAUUGACAGAGUCGAUGACUAGCGUAUUUGAAGAAGACUCAAUGGAGCAGGACGUGGAGAGCCCUGUCACGAUACAGCAGCCAAAGUUGCCCAAACAAGCUAGAGAGGAUCUUCCAAAACACAUAAGCAAAGUAUGUACCAAGAGAAAAAUUCAGAGGUAUGUUAGGAAAGAUGGGAAAUGCAACGUCCACCAUGGGAACGUGAGAGAGACUUAUCGUUAUCUGAGUGAUAUCUUCACUACCUUAGUCGACCUCAAAUGGAGGUUCAACCUUUUGAUUUUUGUCAUGGUUUACACUGUGACGUGGCUCUUCUUUGGAAUGAUCUGGUGGCUAAUUGCUUACAUCCGAGGUGAUAUGGAACAUAUAGGAGACAAUACAUGGACCCCAUGUGUCAGUAACCUCAAUGGGUUUGUCUCGGCCUUUUUAUUCUCAAUAGAAACAGAAACCACCAUCGGGUAUGGUUAUCGGGUCAUCACGGACAAAUGUCCCGAGGGAAUUAUUCUGCUUUUAGUUCAGUCUGUUUUAGGUUCUAUUGUCAAUGCUUUCAUGGUUGGUUGCAUGUUUGUGAAAAUAUCCCAGCCCAAGAAGAGGGCAGAAACCCUGGUCUUUUCUACCAACGCAGUCAUUUCCAUGCGGGAUGGGAAGCUGUGCCUGAUGUUCCGAGUAGGGGACCUUAGGAAUUCACACAUUGUGGAGGCAUCAAUACGAGCCAAGUUGAUCAAAUCUAAACAGACAAAGGAGGGGGAAUUUAUACCACUCAACCAGACAGAUAUCAACGUAGGUUAUUACACAGGGGAUGAUCGUCUCUUUUUGGUUUCACCACUGAUCAUCAGCCAUGAAAUUAACCAGCAGAGUCCUUUCUGGGAGAUUUCCAAAGACCAGUUGCCCAAAGAGGAACUAGAAAUUGUUGUAAUUCUAGAAGGCAUGGUGGAGGCAACAGGAAUGACAUGCCAAGCUCGAAGUUCUUAUGUAACCAGUGAGAUCCUGUGGGGUCAUCGUUUUACACCUGUCCUCACGCUGGAGGAUGGAUUUUAUGAAGUUGACUACAACAGCUUUCAUGAAACAUACGAGACCAACACACCGUCUUACAGUGCCAAAGAACUGGCAGAGAUGGCCAGCCGAGCAGAACUGCCCCUGACUUGGUCUGUGUCCAGCAAAUUAAACCAGCACGCUGACCUGGAAACUGAAGAGAGGGGAAAGAACCACGAAGACCAAACCGAAAGGAAUGGUGACGUGGCAAAUUUAGAGAAUGAAUCCAAAGUUUGAACCAGCAGAGGUUCACCACACAACCUCUUUUUUCUUUUUGAUCCUUCCCUUUUUUAUUAUUAUGACAAGAAAAGAAAUAUUUAAGGUUUGACAUGUCUACCUGCCCAAACAAAUCAAGUGAUUCCUACAAUAAGCAAAGACGUGAGUUAAAGCUGCAAUAUCCCUUAUAUACAAUGAAAUCUCUGAUCACUGCCCUUCCAAUAAUUGCAUAUUUCCUCUGGAUAAAUACAAGUUCACGACCACAGGUGUGUUUAAAAAGGAACCAAAAAAAGGGGGGAGGGGGGACAGGGGGAAAAACUCAUUAUCUGGGAUAAUAAAAGGAAAAAGACUGAUUAAUGUUUGUUAAUGCCGUGGGCCUUGGCUCUAAUUUUUAUAUAUUUCAAGACAGUUUCAUAAACAGGAUGUGAUGCCUCCAAUGAAAAAGGGCAUUGCAGCUUUAAGACUGAGGUGAGCAGAAAGAGCGGCAGCUCAACAGGAUACUGUACAUAUGCCUUAUGUAAUUACUUGCUCUUUAAAUUUCGUAAUAAACCCAGCAUGUACAAAAGUACUGUAGUAAAGAACUUCUAAAUAAUGUACAGAGAUGUGUAAUUAAUGUAGGUUUCGAUACAUAAGUCUAGAAAUAUUGGGAUGCAAAAAAUUGAAUCGGCAUUUCUGGUUUAAUCUUUGGAGUAUGUUAGUUUCUUCCCUGUAUAUCUGGCCCUUUUUGUGCCCAAUAUUUUCUUCAGUGUACCAGACUGGCAGCUAGUUAGAAGACCUCACUGUCUCCCUAACAAAUCAUUUUACGGAUUCUCAAAAGCCAUAAAAGUCUGGGGGAGGGCAGGGUGGAGAAAUUGAAACAUUACUGAGAUACUGUGAAACUGUUUACAAAAAUGAUUCUAUCUUUUGUAAUAUUACAGGGUAAACCAUUCCUGGCUAUUUUUGGCAGUUCAGCCUGAAUUAGACUGUGGCAGACUCUUGGAAAACACAAGCAUCUCCGGUAUGCUGCUAAUACAAAGAGCAAGUUCAUGUUGGGCUAGGACCCUGUAAGUGCACUACCGUGGGAAACGAUUCUUUUUUUCCCCAAACCACUGGAUUAAAACUAUGUAGUUUUCUAUGUAAACAGCAUAAGCCAUUAAAAAUUCUGAAUGUUAUUCAUAGGUAAGUAGGGAACACUUUUAACUACUUGGUCUGGGAAGACAUAAUUGAAUUUCAUCUAAAGUUGUCGUCAAUGAGAUUCAUUCAUUAACAUCAUUAGCACUUUGUUGGUCCUGAAAAUUCCCAACAGGCUUUCUGGCCCUAGGUAAUUUUCGUCAGGGUUUCUCAUAUAAAAGCCCACUCCUGACAUCUCUAUUCAAAUGAGUAGACCCUCCCACCCUUAUUCAUAUUGGGCCAAAUCCUCAGCUGAUUUGAAUAAUUUUGAUUUGAUGCAACAGAACUAUGAUGAUUUGCAUGAUUUACACCAGCUGAGGAUCUGGAGCAUAGAGUAGUACCUAACUUCUCAAAUACACUCAGUGUGAGGUGACUCACAGUGUAUGGUAUUACUCAAUGUAAGGAUUGUUGCAUCAGGCCCAGUGUGCGUAAAAUAGUAUUAAUUCAAAUAAAAGACUCCCAUAGACUUCAACGGGCUUUGGCUCUGGCCCAUAAAGAGUACCAUUUCCCUCAGUCAAGAGAAAAACAAACUGCAGCCUUAAUUUUCUUUUGGUACCUGCCUAGUCUGGAAAGGAAAAAUACACUGAAAAGAAUUUAAAGGGGGUUUUUUGUACAGAAGCUUUUAAAUUCAAAUAGAAGGAAAAAACCUCAGGAGAAACCUAGUGGGCAGGUGGAAAUUUUGCACUGUGAUAUAUCCUUCACAUUAAUUUCACAUCUAUACACUGUUUUUACUGCAACGCAAUUGCCCAUCCUUAAUUUUCAUUGAGUCAUUAAGAGUUGAUUUGGCCCCUACAGCUAAGAUGGUCUCCAGGCGGAGGUUUUGCACACCCGGAUCACACCAAUCAAAACAGCUAAGCCUCGUGUUUGCUUUAUUUCUGAAAAUUUUCCUGAACAGGUUUUCACAAAGAAGCUACUCGUACAAUUCCACAAUUUAAGCAAUUGUUCAAAAGAUAUAUUUUCAUCCCCUCCACUAGGAUGACUGAUUUCAUCAGGUAGUUACAGAUUGCUGCUUAUUUUCAUUUAGUUUGGCGAAAUAAAACUGGUUUUGCUACAGACUCUUAAAAUACAAUGGUACCCUUUGUUUACUGACACAGUGUCAGAACCUGCUCAGUACUAUGGUUUAUACAGCACACCCUGUUUUUUAGGCUGUUCUUGAGAGCCAAGGAAUUCACACAGUAGAGCAGGGUGUAUGCGUGCUUCUUAAGGUGUUUUAAAGGAAGAGUCACUCUGAAAUUUCAUUGGAGAACACUAGUCGCACAUCAGAGAUAGUCUUCUAAGGGAGAGCCCCGUAGCAAAGAUACUUGCUAAAAGUAAUGAAGCACCACCUGUGGGGGGGGGAGCUCAGUCUGUGUGUGUCAGCCUGUAGUCCUAGAGCAGAGUACAUGAGUUUAAAGCAGAGAACUCCUCAUAGGAUUAAUCUGCUUUUUGCUCUUGUAAUUUACUGGGCCCUUCUAUAAUCCAUCGCUGCAGUUUAAGAAGAGCUUCUCGUGUUCAAUAAAACAGCGGCUUUUAAACCUUUUUGUGCCCUUUAGUACAAAAAAAUAGACUUUAUGCUAUUAGGGCAUGUGCAUGGGUAAGUUAUAUUUUUGUGACUAGGGCACUUAAAGCAUAAGGUCUCUCUCUGUCUCUCGUUGUCUUUGCUAUUAAUGUGGUAUGAAAUGUAAAGUUUACAAAAACUCUCAUUUUUGUAAUGUAAGCUUAAAAACGAAAAGUCUCCAAGGCUUUCAACGGGAAAGCUUCACAGAAACUUUGUACUAUAAUGUCCCUAUCAAACACCUCUAUUUUUCUACAAUGAUUGAUUAAGCAGUUUAACAAUGUAUUUUGUGUCAACAACUUCAACUGAACUGUUAAAAACAAUUAAGAAUUGAAUGCUGUUAAUUAACAAUGGAUUUUCAAAGCUGACCGUACUGAGUUGUGUUUUUCAUUACUACAGUAUAUACAUUUAUCUGAUAAUUUUGACUCAUGCUCUUAUUAAAACAAUAUAUUUGGAAAUGCCAAUGCCCAGUAAUAUUGUUGGCAAAUCAAAUUUAAGGAACAUAAAUAAUGUGACAUUUUUAUGUGAGUAGCUAGCUACAUAAGCAACCAAAAUCCAUCCAAAGCUCCUAUUUCAUGUUCAUUUUUCUGCACCCACAUUUUCUGGGUCAGAUCAUCAGCUGGUGUAAAUUGGCAUAGAUGUACUGACUUUAAUGGAGCUACAUGAAUUUAUACCACCUGAGGACCUGACCCUCCAUUUUUAUUUUAAGGCAAGUUCUGGUGUAUUAUUUUAGGAAUAAAAAUGGUAUUCCUUAAAUUACAACAAAGCUGGCAACUCUGGGAGUUGAACUUCUAGGCCCUGGUCCUGCAAAUACUUAAACACGUGAGUAACGUUAUGCACAUGAGCAAUCCCUCUGAAAUCAAUUUGUGUGAGCAAAGUUACACACAAGUGUGAGAGUUUGCAGGUUCAAAGGCAUAGUGAGACUGGUAGGUCUGUUAGGAUCACAGAUUCCAUCUGCAAACAAUUUUCAACAAUGCACAAAUUUAAGAUUUGGGGUAUUUUUGGUGUACGUUUCAUCAAAAUCUAUUUUGAAAUUUUUUGCUGAGUGGCAUUUAAAUUUGAAAGUGGAAACCCUAUUUAUAACUUUAAAAAGAAAUUUCCAUAUGUAUAAAGUGACUUUCUGAUCACAUGACAAUGAUUUUAGUCACCCUUUCUAUUUCCCACUAGGAGAAAGUAUAUACCAUUUUCUUUCAAUAAUACUGGAAAGGCAUGAGCAGGAGGUGGCACUAAAUCUUAGAGUCUUAAUUCAGACUUGCUCCAAAUAGUCUUGCUGUAUUCAAGAGGCUGAGAUGUAACAACCCUUAUUUUGUAUCUAGUGGGGAUUUCUAAAUAAGAUACAAUGGAAAAAUGUAUUUCAGUAUUUUCUUUUCUCAAUACAUCUUUGCUUUCAGGCAGUUUUGAAGAUGGUUUGUCUUCUGAAAUUCUGAUACUAUGUGACAUCAUUCUGAUAACAUGAUGCAAAUCAUAUACAAUAGAAGAAAUACAGCUGGACUCUCACUAUGAGCAGGGGCGGAUUAGGGUUUUGUGGGGCCCCUGGGAUUUCCCCCCCACACACACACACCCCUAUCACAAUGCUCCUGCCAGGGAAAUGGGUCAGGGCACAGGGGCUUGCCCCAUUCCACACGCUUGGCACUCCUGCUGGGGAGUGGGGUCGGGGGCUUUCCCCAUUCUGCCUGGCAUUCCAGCUGGGGAAUGGCUUGCCCCGUUCUGCCCACCCACCUGCCCCCCGUGCCGGGUGGGAAGAGCAGGGAAAGCCCCCAUGCUCCGAUCCCACUCCCUGGCUGGAGCACCAGGCAGGCGGAGCAGGUUAGGGUGUGGGGACAUUCAUUUUUCUGGGGCUCCCCAAUUGGCCAGGGCCCCUGGGCACGGGCCCCAUUGGCCCAGUGGCUAAUACACCAUUGACUGUGAGGAAAGGGAAUGACAUUAAUGACAGUUGGGGGAACUAUUUGACACAGACUUGGACUUUGUGAACUAAAUUCUUCUUAAUGCAAGAGCCUAAGGAUCCCUCGUUUAGUUUAAAGGAUUGUGUUUCAUGCCCCUGAACAAAAAUUUAAACUAAAUAUUAAAAAUGUAGACACUAACAAUAUAUCCAUCUUCCCUCUCUCCCACCCACCACUUCAAACUCCACUGGAUUUCCAGAAUCACUUGUAUGGGUGACUAUAGCGUAACUGAGUCCUGCUUCACCAUUAGCAGAUGUAUUGUAAGCAAGACCCAAGAAGUAUUCUUCCACUCUACUCCACACUGAUUAGGCCUCAGCUGGAGUAUUGUGUCCAGUUCUGGGCACCACAUUUCAGGAAAGA